Messenger RNA from Theobroma cacao (cacao), 771 nucleotides. RefSeq names its product subtilisin inhibitor-like. NCBI's taxonomy places the organism in Eukaryota, Viridiplantae, Streptophyta, Magnoliopsida, Malvales, Malvaceae. The record is from RefSeq and is a predicted model, not a curated record. Gene Ontology annotation, molecular function: serine-type endopeptidase inhibitor activity. Gene Ontology annotation, biological process: response to wounding.
GCCAUUUAUUACCCAUGUUCAUGGCUAAAUCCUGGAUUUUAUGAGAGUCAACAUCAACAAGCCGGCCUAGCAGGAAAGGUGCAUUCUUUAUUUCUUGUAGCGCGUAGUAAUUAUCAAAUUCUAUGCCAGCCAUGUCAAGGAGUUGCCUGGAACUCUCCAUGUGGCAAAACCAAAGUUUGGAAAUUUAAUAAAUCAAUCAGGAAGAGGACAUUUAAACUAGUUUCCCUUCAAACUAGUAUUGCUUUCACCAUGGCUGAGAACCAGCACAGUCAGCCCUCUGAAAAACAACCUGGUGAAUCAACAGACUCAACACCUGUCUUACCAAGAACUUACGGGAGUUUGCUUGGAUCAAACACUCCUCCAAAAAUGGAAUGGCCCGAGUUAGUAGGCCUGACCCCAGAGGAAGCAGAGACAAAGAUUAAGGAGGACAUGCCAAGGGUCCACAUUCAGGUGGUCCAAGCUAAUUCUUUUGUUACCAUGGAUUUCAACCAAGGUCGGGCUCGAUUGUACCUUGACCCUUCAGGAAAAGUGCAGAGGCCUCCAAGAAUUGGUUAAAAGCAGCUUGUCUCCAAUACUAUUUCAUAGUUCUUGAAAUUGCAGGCCCUAAAUUUGUUCUUAAUGUGCUUGUAAAUUGCGCAUCAGUUGUAAUCUUCCAUUGCUGUCUUUGAGUUAUACAUUGUUAUUGCUUCUCUCUUUCUGUUAGUACAAUUAUAUGAAUGAACUGCAAAUUUCCUUCAUACCAACAAAAUGCUUGGCAGAGCAGGGCCUCAG